UUUGGUUCCUUGUCGGGCCGUGCUCGGGAUAACAAGGAGCAGCGACACGGAGACUGUGCACAACGCGGCGGAGCAAUGUCCGGGCAGGAGACGACACCGAGCUCGAAAGCAGCGGCGGCGCCGGCGACCAUCCGCCUCGUCAACUUCAUCUCCGAGGACCAGCUCGAUGAGGUGAAGCGGACGCGAGGGGAGCGGGUGGAGGACGGCACCGCGCAGCGGGACAAACCCCUCUUCCAGAUCCUACAGGAGAACAAGGAGAAGAAGGAUGCGGAGUUCAACGAGCGCUUCAAACACAGACCUCCAAAAGCUUUGGAUGAGGACGAGACAGAGUUUCUUGAAAAAUUGGCAUCGUCAAGGAGGGAAUAUGAACAGCAGGUGGCCAAUGAAGAAGCGGAACAACUGCGCAGUUUCCAUGAGGCUGUGGCUGCCCGAUCCAAUAUUGUCCAUGAACUUGAGACUCCUACAGUCUCUAGACCAGAGGAGAGCAGGCCUAAGCCACCUACGAAGAGGAGCCAGCCUGCGCUCCUGAAAAAUGUAAUAAUUUCUGUGAAGCCGCAAGCCAAGAAAGCAAAGGUUGAUGCGGAAGCUAAGCCUGCACCCGAGGAGCAGCAGCCUUCAAAUGGUCACGACGCGGACCAAAAGCCACCAUCGGAUGCCACCAAGGCCACGCUGGGCUCUCUGGUGGCUUACGAUGAUGACGAAAGUGGCGACGACCAAGAUUGACAGCGUUUGUCUAGAAAUCAGGUAUGGAUACCGCAAGCUCAUAGGAAGAGGAGAUGCAAUGGACGUGUGGAGCUGCAGCAGCCUGUGAGGUUUGCUCGACCAGAGGCCAAAUGGGCUUCUCAGGUUGUCCCUAUUCACAGGAAGGAUCUGCUGAAAUUUUCUUGUACGAAGGUUGCAGACAGUUUGAUUUGGAUAUGUGCUGACUAAUGAAUUCUGUAGCAUAGGAUCACUGUUUUUGUAAAACGAACUUUGUAGCAAGUAGUUGCAUUUAUUUGGUCAGCCAGCAUUUUCUCCAUGGAUUGGUGAUUAAUUAGGUUAAGCUAACUAAUUCAGUGGUUGAGUAGAUAAACUAGAUCAGAACACGUAUUGGAACAUGUAGCAAGAAGAAAAAAGAAAGAUGUAUUUUUUUGGCACCUC
Panicum virgatum (switchgrass) is the source of this 1140-nucleotide messenger RNA. RefSeq lists its product as uncharacterized. Lineage: Eukaryota; Viridiplantae; Streptophyta; Magnoliopsida; Poales; Poaceae. The record is from RefSeq and is a predicted model, not a curated record. Bases 76 to 723 code for a protein of 215 amino acids. The transcript is spliced from 7 exons. Gene Ontology annotation, cellular component: nucleus.